GCCGCCGCCAUGGAGUCGGUGCCGCUGCAGGACUUCGCGAGAGCGCUGGACCCCGCCUCCCUCCCGCGCGUGCUGCGGGUCUGCUCCGGAGUCUACCAGGAGGGCUCCAUCUAUGAGCUCUCUGGGAAGGAAUGCUGCCUCUCCACAGGAGACUUGAUCAAGGUCACCCAGGUUCAUCUCCUGAAGGUGGUCUGUGAGAACCCAAAGACAGGUCAGACCUUGGAGAUCUCCCCCAACUUCCCAGGUCUCUUCAGACCCUUCAGAAGCAACCAGAGCUACACGACCCUGGAGGACCUCAUCGCCGGUGUAACCCAGAGCUCUGCACAGCUGCCCAUUUGUUUCACGUCGGCCCACAGAAUUGUCACAAAAGCCAGGGCGGUGCCUGAGGACCAGACCCUCAUGCUUGAGGCUGUGGAAAUGCACCUUGGGAUCCCUUGUGCACGCUGUGUCCAGGGCUUGGGAACCCAGGAGGUCGUCUACUACGUGCCUCUGUCUCAGAAGGGGCUUUUCUGGAAACGGGAGUCUAGUCCUCCCCAAACCCUGCUCCAGGUCUUGAAGGACCCAUCUGUAAAAGACCUUGUGUUCACCUGCCCCAGCCUUCCCUGGCACUUCGUCAUCCUGCGGCCUCAGUAUGAGAUCCAUGCCAUCAUGCACAUGCGUAGGACCAUCGUUAAGAUCCCCUCUGCCCUGGAGGUUGAUGUGGAGGAUGUCACCGUCUCCUCUCAGCAUGUCCACUUCAUCAAACCGCUGCUGCUUAGUGAUAUCCUAGCCCAAGGAGGCCCCUUUCCCUUCUCCACGGAGAUCCUGGAGGUUCCAGAGGGCCCACCCAUCUUUCUCAGCCAGUGGGUGGCCUCCCUGCACAAAGGCCAGAGGCUCUGCAUCUAUGGCCUGGCCUCACCAACCUGGCGAGUCCUAGCCUCAAGCAAGGGCCAAAAGGUACCCAGACAUUUCAUGAUCUCUGGGGCUUACCAGGGAAAGCUACGUCGGCGGCCGAGAGAGUUCUCCACUAUCUAUGACCUCCUGGGUGCUUUUCAGCCAGGCCAGCGCCUCCGAGUGGUGGCCACGAAAGACUGUGACGUGGAUGGAGAGGAGAGCCCUGACUUAUCCUCCCUGGUUGUGGGUGACCGGCUGGAGGUGUUGGGACCUGGCCAGGCAUAUGGGACCCAGGAACAGGACAUAGAUGUCUUGAUAUGUCAGCGACUGAGUGAGCAGGCUGGGGAGGAAGAGGAGGAUGUAUAUGAGUCGGUGGAGGACCAAAAACAGAUUCUGUUGCCCUUCUACCUUUCUGGUGGUUUCGUGGAGGAGGUGAAGGAUGGCCGGUGCUAUAGUCUCUCAGAUCUGAUUGACCAGUUCUCACUGCCCUGUGAGGUCAAAGUGGUGGCUAAGGACACUCACUAUCCUAUGGACCCUCUGGUCUCCUUCCGGAGCCUGCGGCUGGAGGAGAAGAUCACAGAACCCUUCCUGGUGGUGAGCCUGGACUCCCAGCCGGGGAUGUGCUUUGAGAUCCCUCCUCGGUGGCUGGACCUGACUGUGAUGGAAGCUGUGGGGCAGCCAGGCCAACUGACUGGGCCUCUUCCCAUGGUCACAGUGGAGGAGUUGUCAGAUGCCUUCUAUUAUAGCCUUCGGAAGCUACCAGCCUUUGAGAGCCAAGCCCCUCCGCCCAGGCCCCCAAAGAGCCAGCGUCUGAGCCAGCACCUCAGCGAGCAGAAGCAGAAAAGAAAGGACAGCCAGAAGGAAGGCAUCAAGUCAUCUCAGUUCUUGGGAUCACAGGAUUCCCCACUACUGCCCAGACCCAAGGCAGAGACUUUGCCCGGCUUCUCCAAGGACAAAUCAGAUCUAUACAGCAAGAUUCCCACCCACAAGAGCCUCCAGUCCAGUCCUCAAACUCAGACUCCAGGGAUGGAACUCAGGACAUCAAGUGUGCUGGGCAAAUGCUGUACCACUGAGCCGUACCUUCUGCCUGACCCAGAUCCUUUUGCAGAUAUGGAUGAACAUGACUAUGAACAAAUAGUCGAGCACUUCCGGAAUACCAUCUAGGCGCUGAGGAACCGUGCUUCACAGCUGAUGCUUGUUAGGGGCAUGGGACUCCAGCCAACUCUCACAAGCCUCUGGAAGACCUAGGCCAGUCUCACAGAAAGGAGACUCAGAUGGGGAUGGGACUGAAAUGGGAUGGGUGCUUGUUACUCUCCUUGAGUUCUGGGUUCCUGCAACUGGGGGCUGGCUUGUUUGGGGCCAGCAGGUUCUAGGUGGCUCCCUUUGCCUGAGUCUUAUUAUCCAGAGAAGCCAUCUGGGUUCUGAAUCAGUUGUACCACUGAUAAGUGUAGAGUCAAGAGGCUACCAACUUUAGUGUUGAGUGCCUCUUGGAAAAGGGGACUCAAUCCAUCCUGAUCACACUCCAGGACGCCCUGUUUGCUACCCCUUUGCCCACCCUCCCACUCCUGCAGCCCAUGGAGAGAAGACUGGAUCCUUCUCAUUUUGGUAGCUAAGUGCUUAGUUAAACAAAUGAAGAGAUAGCGGUUAAAUGCUUGCCCGUGAAGCCCAAAGACCCCGUUUCAAGGCUCAUAUUCCCCAGGA
This is a messenger RNA of Jaculus jaculus (lesser Egyptian jerboa), 2574 nucleotides long. RefSeq names its product thymocyte selection associated family member 2 (gene Themis2). Gene Ontology annotation, biological process: T cell receptor signaling pathway. Lineage: Eukaryota; Metazoa; Chordata; Mammalia; Rodentia; Dipodidae. The transcript has 6 exons. The record is from RefSeq and is a predicted model, not a curated record. Bases 10 to 2037 code for a protein of 675 amino acids.